Messenger RNA from Nanorana parkeri, 1620 nucleotides. RefSeq names its product E3 ubiquitin/ISG15 ligase TRIM25-like. The transcript is spliced from 3 exons. The record is from RefSeq and is a predicted model, not a curated record. Gene Ontology annotation, molecular function: zinc ion binding. Lineage: Eukaryota; Metazoa; Chordata; Amphibia; Anura; Dicroglossidae. The coding region runs from base 1 to 1620 and encodes 539 amino acids.
AUGGGGAGGAAGAACGAGUCAUGUUCUGAAGAAGGGGGCGUGCCCCGGAAACGCGUCGACACCUCACACACCGGCCUACAGGGCAUGUCACACGGAUUUCUCAUUGUUCCGUUUUGUUCAUUGUCCCACGGCUUGUUCACAUGCUACUCUUCGAUGGCGUCUACUGAUCUGAGGAAGGAUCUGGAAUGUUCCAUCUGUCUGAACAUUUAUAAGGAUCCGGUAAAUCUGAAUUGUGGACACAGCUUCUGCCGGGAUUGUAUUGGUCGUGCGUUGGAUACACAGGAGGAGUUUGGGAGGUAUUCUUGUCCUCAUUGUAGAAAAAAAUUCAGGAACCGUCCUGCACUUCAAAAGAACUUUACUCUGUGUAAAAUAUUGGAGACCCUCCAGACUACAGAGCAUGAACUGGGCGAAACCGAAAUCUUCUGUUCUUACUGUAUUCACAUUCCUGUACCUGCUGUAAAAUCCUGUCUGCAUUGUGAAGCUUCUCUGUGUGACAACCACCUCAGAGUCCAUAGCAAGUCACCAGAACACGUCUUAUGUGACCCCACCACUUCCCUGGAGAACAGGAAAUGCUCCAUCCAUAAGAAGAUCCUGGAGUAUUACUGCACUGAGGACUCUGCCUGUAUCUGUGUGUCCUGCAGGCUGGAUGGAGAACAUCGAGGACAUCAGGUGGAGACUCUGGAUAAGGUCUCAGAGAAGAAGAAGAAGAAAAUGAGAAAUGUUCUGCAGAAACUGAUGACAGAGAGAGAGGAGACAGAGAAAAGAGUCCAGAGUCUGGAGGAACACAGGAGGAAAGUACAAGGAGAAGCAGCUGGUGAAACAGAGAAAGUCACUGCCCUGCUCAGAGACCUCAGGAGACGUCUGGAAGACCUGGAGAAGAGAGUCCUGAGUGAGAUCUCUGGGCAAGAAGAGCGGAUCUCACUCUACUUGUCGGAUAUGAUCCGGGAGUUGGAAAUAAAGAAGGAUGAGCUGUCCAGGAAGAUGUGUCACAUUGAGGAGCUGUGUAACAUGACGGAUCCACUGACUGUCCUACAGGAAUCAGACACAGGUGACUUAUGUGAUACUGAUGAUGGAGAUGAUGAGGACAGAGAGAGACAUGAUAAACUCCUCCAUGAGGGAGGGGAUCUGGAUGUGGCUGGGAUCUCACACACAUUACACACAGUUAUAUCUGAUAUCAUGUCUGGGGUAAUUGUACAGAAAUGUCCAGGCACACAUGUCUAUCCACAUUCUGGCACAGGGGACAAAGUUCCCACUGUACAACGCUCAUAUCACUGGGCUGGAAGAGCAAAUAUCUGGGCUGUACAGCAAACAUCGGGGGUGUUGGGGGUUACAGACAUAUUACUGGAUGUGAACACAGCUGGUAAUUAUCUACAUAUUUUAGAUAACAGGAAAACUGCAUCCUGGUCAUUAAAUAGCCAGAAUCGUCCAGAAAAUCCAGAGAGCGUCCUGGAACCUCAGGUGAUUAGCAGUCAGAGUUUCUGGGAAGUAGCCAUCGUCAAUCACGAUGAACGAUGCCUACCGCCGCACGACGACCCGUCUGAACCCGAGGAAGACUCACCGCACAAUGAGAUCUCCGGCCAGAAUUUAAUCAAGUGGGCAGAGCGACCCGGAAAGUCAUGA